Molecule: messenger RNA, 450 nt
Organism: Exaiptasia diaphana
Lineage: Eukaryota; Metazoa; Cnidaria; Anthozoa; Actiniaria; Aiptasiidae
Exons: 1
Coding region: 1-450 (149 amino acids)
Molecular function (GO): nucleic acid binding
Source: RefSeq, a predicted model, not a curated record
AUGAAUGGACUAGCUGAACGUUAUGUGGGACAUUUUAAGAAGAAAACUACUCAAAUGAAAGCAAAUGAAGAACCACUACAAGAGAGAUUGGACAAGUUUUUGUUCACUUAUAGGAUAACACCAACUAUAGUGGGAAAGAAAAGAUUUGAUUUGCUUAGACAGAGGAGUAUGGAGUUGAAACAGCAAGUUAAAAUCUUUCAAGAUAAUUCUGACUUCGAAGCUGAGUUCAAGCCUAACCAAGCAGUAUUUGUUAUGAAUUUUGGAAAAGGAGGAAAAUGGCUGCCGGGAGUUGUGCUCAAAGAGAUCAGCCUAAGGAACUAUGAAGUUCAAGUAGAAGACUUCAUAUGGAAAAGACAUUGUACACAGAUGAGAUCAAGUAAAUCAAGCCGCCAAUGUCGACACAACUCGAAGAUUGCUAGACAAGCAUACCGUGGACAUAAAUCUUUAUGA